UGCCCCCCUCCUAUUCUGCCUUCUUCUCAGACUGAAGACUUUCCCAUGCUGCUCUCCGAACUUGUGUGCAAAACUGUGCCUUUGGAUGCUCCUGUCUGCUAUUCGAGGUGCCUUGCAUGAUCUAGAUCCGAAGUUAUUGGUGCGGAGAGCUGAAUACGUGUCGUCAUGGAGUGGUUCUUGAGGAGCUUGUGAAUCUUCACAUGGCCGAACCCACAGCUAGUCUCAUGACGAUCGCCGAUGUUUUCGCGUCCGAGCACAUAAAAGAUGCGGUACACGCCAUGACCUAGAAUUUCUUCCUACGCUCAACUACUACGAACUGUGAAGCACAAUGUCUGUCGUUUUGACAAGAACUGGUAUAAAGAUGCCGCUUGUAGGCUUUGGUCUCUGGAAGGUUGACAAACCUACAUGUGCUGACACUGUAUACGCUGCAAUCAAAGCCGGCUAUCGACUUCUCGACGGAGCGGGUGACUACGGAAAUGAAAAAGAAGCCGGAGAAGGAGUUCGACGUGCCAUCGCUGACGGUUUGGUGAAACGAGAAGACUUGUUCAUUACUUCUAAACUAUGGAACACUUUCCAUGCCAAGGAGCAUGUCAAACCGAUGGCUGAAAUGCAGCUCAAGCUUUGGGGAAUCGAUUAUUUUGAUCUUUACUUGACCCACUUCCCCUGCUCACUUGCCUACGUUGAUCCCGCACAUAGGUACCCACCCGAGUGGUGGGGUGAUGACAAGAAGACUGUAACGCUCGCUAACGUACCAUACCAAGAAACCUGGACCGCCAUGGAAGAACUUGUGGACGCAGGAGUCGCGAAGAACAUCGGUGUCAGUAAUACGCAAGGAUCGCUCAUCUUGGACGUAAUGAAAUAUGCUCGCUACCAGCCGCAAGUCCUCCAAGUGGAGUGUCAUCCCUAUCUAUCUCAGGACCCUCUCGUCAAGCUAGCAAAGACACUUGGCAUCGCUGUAACCGCGUACUCGUCUUUCGGUCCCCAGAGUUACUUCGAACUCGGUAUGGGAGAGGGUGUUACCGCUUUAUUUGACCAGGAUGCGGUUGCCUCUGCUGCGAAGCGACUUAAAAAAUCUCCCGCACAAGUCCUACUUCGCUGGGCUACUCAACGAGGCCUCGCGGUCAUUCCCAAGACCAACAACGAGAAGAGAUUGAUGGAAAACCUUGACUGUUUAUCCUUUGAUCUCACGGAACAAGAGCGUGACGCCAUCAACAAACUGAACAAGAACAUCCGACUGAACGAUCCCGCCGAUAUCGACCCAAGGCUUGCUAUCUUUGCUUAAGCGUGUUCACGUUGAAAUUCGGUUUAAAUAUCUGUCUGGAAAAGGACGUGUACAUAUUAUGUUUGCUCAAUCCGAAAGCCCUAUCUUUGCGAGGCGCAUUUGGAUCGGUCCAGCCACU
Marasmius oreades (fairy-ring Marasmius) is the source of this 1400-nucleotide messenger RNA. RefSeq lists its product as uncharacterized. NCBI's taxonomy places the organism in Eukaryota, Fungi, Basidiomycota, Agaricomycetes, Agaricales, Marasmiaceae. Gene Ontology annotation, cellular component: cytosol. The record is from RefSeq and is a predicted model, not a curated record. Bases 329 to 1282 code for a protein of 317 amino acids. The transcript is spliced from 12 exons. Gene Ontology annotation, molecular function: aldose reductase (NADPH) activity.